This is a messenger RNA of Rasamsonia emersonii CBS 393.64, 897 nucleotides long. RefSeq names its product Essential protein Yae1. The transcript has a single exon. Lineage: Eukaryota; Fungi; Ascomycota; Eurotiomycetes; Eurotiales; Trichocomaceae. The record is from RefSeq and is a predicted model, not a curated record. The coding region runs from base 1 to 897 and encodes 298 amino acids.
AUGAUGACAUUGGCGGGGCAAGAAAAGAAAAAAAAACCGGAGCUACGUGCUACGUCCGACUUUACAUCUCACGGGGCAAAUUCUAGGGCAUCGCGAGACUCUCCCCAGACGGAGGACAAGCGACAAUACUACAAAGAUCAAGACUACGGCCAGAUUCCUCCAAUGCCCCCGUCGCCGUCCAGCUCGGCCCAUUCGGUGGCGGGCUCUACUCCGCCCUCUCCCACCACCACCAUGACUUCCACGCAAACCGACGUGGAGAAUGCUCCAGAACAGGCCACGCCGGCUGGAGACAACCUUCUCGAUGAUGUCUUUGGCUCGUCACCCCCCGGAGAUGGCCUUGCCUUCUCAAACACCCCAGAAUCCGGCUUGCAGCCCACGACGGCAGACCCGGCGAGGCCCGCACCGUCGGCCGUCGAACCCUCUGAUCUCCCCUCCCUCCGUCGCCAACACGUCACGGCUGGAUAUCGCGACGGCAUCUCGUUCUCCAAGUCGCAACAUGUCCAGCGCGGGUUUGACGCUGGGUUCCCCGUCGGCGCGCAGUUUGGGCUGAGAGUGGGCGCGGUGCUGGGGAUACUCGAGGGGGUCCUGAAGGGGCUGGAGACGCGGCCUUCAUCCGGGCCGGUUAAGAAACGAACUGCUGAAACAAAAACAGUCGAAUCGGAAGCCGACAGGGAAGCGAGGGAGAAAAGAAUCGAAAAAGUCAGACAGCUCUAUCAGACGGCCGUGAAGGAGCUCAGCGUGGAGUCUGUCUUUGGGAACGUGACUGCCAAGGAGGAUGGCACUGAGGAAGAAAAACCAGAGACACAGCUUGCGAGGAAAGCAGAAGCGGUCGUCUCCAAAUGGGAGAAGAGAGUCGCAGUGCCGAAAUGGGAGGAGAAUAUGGAGUCGCUGGAAUAG